Molecule: messenger RNA, 2001 nt
Organism: Penicillium daleae
Lineage: Eukaryota; Fungi; Ascomycota; Eurotiomycetes; Eurotiales; Aspergillaceae
Product: Hsp70 family protein
Exons: 5
Coding region: 1-2001 (666 amino acids)
Biological process (GO): cellular response to unfolded protein; protein refolding
Cellular component (GO): mitochondrion; cytoplasm
Molecular function (GO): ATP hydrolysis activity; misfolded protein binding; ATP-dependent protein folding chaperone
Source: RefSeq, a predicted model, not a curated record
AUGCUGUCUUCCCGCAUUUCUCGCGCGCUUCCUCGCGCUGCUUUCGCUCGCACCCCUGCCUCCAGACUCCCUGCCGUCCGGCGAUGGAACUCCACGGAAGCUGGUGAGGGUGAGAAGGUGAAGGGCCAGGUCAUCGGUAUCGAUCUGGGUACCACCAACUCCGCCGUUGCUAUUAUGGAGGGCAAGGCCCCCAAGAUCAUUGAGAACGUUGAGGGUGCCCGCACAACUCCUUCCGUCGUCGGUUUCGCCCAGGAUGGCGAGCGUCUCGUCGGUAUUGCCGCUAAGCGUCAGGCCGUUGUCAACCCUGAGAACACUCUUUUCGCUACCAAGCGUCUCAUUGGUCGCAAGUUCACCGAUGCUGAGGUCCAGCGUGACAUCAAGGAGGUCCCCUACAAGAUCGUCCAGCACACCAACGGUGACGCCUGGGUUGAGGCCCGCGGCCAGAAGUACUCUCCUUCCCAGAUUGGUGGUUUCGUCCUCAACAAGAUGAAGGAGACAGCUGAGGCCUACCUCGGCAAACCCGUUAAGAAUGCCGUCGUUACCGUUCCCGCUUACUUCAACGACUCGCAGCGUCAGGCCACCAAGGACGCUGGUCAGAUUGCCGGUCUGAACGUCCUCCGUGUUGUUAACGAGCCCACUGCUGCCGCUCUUGCCUACGGUCUCGAGAAGGAGGCUGACCGCGUUGUCGCUGUCUACGAUCUCGGUGGUGGUACCUUCGAUAUCUCCGUUCUGGAGAUCCAGAAGGGUGUCUUCGAGGUCAAAUCCACUAACGGUGAUACCCACCUGGGUGGUGAGGAUUUCGAUAUUACCCUGGUCCGCAACAUUGUUGAGCAGUUCAAGAAGGAGUCUGGUGUCGAUUUGUCCGGUGACCGCAUGGCCAUCCAGCGUAUCCGUGAGGCCGCCGAGAAGGCCAAGAUUGAGUUGUCUUCGUCUCUCCAGACUGAGAUCUCCCUUCCCUUCAUCUCCGCCGGUGCUGGAGGUGCUCUGCACAUCAACCAGAAGAUGACCCGUGCUCAGCUUGAGGCCCUCGUGGAUCCCCUGAUCGCCCGUACUCAGGAGCCCGUGCGCAAGGCCCUCAAGGAUGCCAACCUCAAGUCCAGCGACAUCCAGGAUAUCAUCCUGGUUGGUGGUAUGACCCGCAUGCCCAAGGUCACUGAGUCUGUCAAGAGCAUGUUCGGCCGUGAGCCCUCCAAGUCGGUUAACCCCGAUGAGGCUGUUGCCAUUGGUGCCGCUGUUCAGGGUGCCGUCCUGGCUGGUGAGGUUACCGACGUUCUCCUGCUCGAUGUCACUCCUCUGUCCCUCGGUAUCGAGACUCUGGGCGGUGUCUUCACCCGUCUGAUCAACCGCAACACCACCAUCCCCACCAAGAAGUCCCAGACCUUCUCUACCGCUGCCGACAUGCAGACCGCUGUCGAGAUCAAGGUCUACCAGGGUGAGCGUGAGCUCGUCAAGGACAACAAGAUGCUGGGUAACUUCCAGCUGGUUGGCAUUCCUCCUGCCCACCGUGGUGUUCCUCAGAUCGAGGUCACCUUCGACAUUGACGCUGACUCUAUUGUCCACGUCCACGCCAAGGACAAGUCCACCAACAAGGACCAGUCCAUCACCAUUGCUUCCGGCUCUGGUCUCUCCGAUGCCGAGAUCCAGAACAUGGUUGACGAGGCUGAGAAGUACGGUGAGGCUGACAAGGAGCGCAAGGCCGCCAUUGAGGCUGCCAACCGCGCCGACAGCGUCUUGAACGAUACCGAGAAGGCCCUCAAGGACUUCGAGGACCGUCUCGACAAAGCUGAGGCCGAGACCAUCCGUGAGAAGAUUGCCACCCUCCGCGAGUACGUUGCCAAGAACCAGUCUGGUGAGGGCACCGCUACCGCCGAGGAGCUCAAGGCCAAGGUCGACGAGCUCCAGACUGCUUCCCUGACCCUGUUCGACAAGAUGCACAAGGCUCAGAACGAGCAGCAGCAGCAGCAGCAGGGCGGUGAGCAGCAGGGUGAGAACAAGCAGUAA